CUUUCGUCGAGCGCGACCAUCUUGGUCUUGAUCAACACAAGCGAUUCUCGCCAGUCAUCGCGAUCGGAUCGCCGCUGACCGGAUCGCCUUUGAUCCACUCGACCAGCUCCCCAAAUCAGAGUCGCAGACGCUGUCCUUCAUGCAAGCCCCCACGAGAGUGCAAGUGCUGUCGCUCUACCGACAGUUUCUCAAGUCGGCCAAACAGCUACCCACAGCAGAGCGCCGUGAUCUGGUCAAAAAACGGGUGCGGCACGAGUUCCGGAAGGGCAAAGUCGCCCCAGCCAUCGUCCCAGAAGAUGCGAUUGGAACGGAAAUGGCCAGCCCGGCCGAAACAAGCGGGUUCCUGUAUGAAUUCGGUCUCACGCAGCUCGAGAAUCUACAGGCUCAGGUGCAGCACCUCCGGCAGCUCCGAGACCAGCCGCUUGUCGUGCCCCUGGACAUUUACACCCCAAGCAAGCCGCGGCCGGCAGUGAGAGGCAAGGCGAGCUAUCUGUUCCGGACCGAGGAGUGGGCGGGCUCGCUCGGAUGCAAGAAGCGAUAGAAUGUCCACGCCAUGAACCGGGAUGCCCUUUGCGCCUGCAAGCCAUCUGGAUCUGAAUCUAAGCAGCACAUCCACCAUGUCAAUCGGCUUUCGUCGUGCUGCCGCAGAGAGCUGCUGCAGCGGGUUGCUUCGGCGGGCGCAGAGCGAGCACCCGGCGCAGUGCGCAGCACGGCCGAGUGUGCGAUGGUCGCACGGGGA
Molecule: messenger RNA, 739 nt
Organism: Polychytrium aggregatum
Lineage: Eukaryota; Fungi; Chytridiomycota; Chytridiomycetes; Polychytriales
Exons: 2
Coding region: 140-541 (133 amino acids)
Source: RefSeq, a predicted model, not a curated record